Molecule: messenger RNA, 2681 nt
Organism: Scatophagus argus
Lineage: Eukaryota; Metazoa; Chordata; Actinopteri; Scatophagidae
Gene: kcnv2a
Product: potassium channel, subfamily V, member 2a
Exons: 9
Coding region: 1-1596 (531 amino acids)
Biological process (GO): protein homooligomerization; potassium ion transmembrane transport
Cellular component (GO): voltage-gated potassium channel complex; membrane
Molecular function (GO): voltage-gated potassium channel activity
Source: RefSeq, a predicted model, not a curated record
AUGUUGACCCGCCUCAGAGCCCGCAGCAGGAGUUUGUUCCACAGCUACAAACACGACAGCCGGACUCAAGCCGUGAAAGAACCGCCUGACUACCUGGACUUCACUGACACCUGUGUCAAGCCCUGGAGCUCCAUGCAGGAUCUGUGCAGAGACAUCUAUGAUCUCUACGCUGAGUAUGAAGAUGAGGAGGUGGAGGAUCGAUUGACGGUGUCUCCAUCCCGCGUGCUGCUGUCUCCAACCAAACACCUCACUCUUAACAUUAAUGUUGGAGGAACGAUCUAUCAUUUGCCUUACAGGUUAGCUGCCAGGUAUCCGAAGACAAGAAUAGGCCGGUUGGCCACGCACACAGACCACAGCAGGAAGUUGGACCUGUGUGACGACUACAUUGUCCAGAGCAACGAGUUCUUCUUUGACCGGGAUCCUAAAAUUUUCCACAACAUAUUCAAUUUCUACAGAACUGGAGUGUUGCACAUUAAAGACGAGCUGUGUCCCCGCAGCUUCCUGGAAGAGAUAAAUUACUGGGGGGUCAGGAUCAAAAACAGUCAGCGUUGCUGCCGCAUCUCCUUUGAAGAGAGGCAGGACGAGCUGAACGAGCAGCUGAAAAUACAGAGACAACUGAUGGCAGAGGUCGAGAUGGAGGAGAACGAGGCGUUAUUUCAUGGCAUGGCCUUCGGGCCGACGCGAAGGAAAAUCUGGAACCUGAUGGAGAAGCCGUUCUCCUCGGUCACUGCCAAGCUGAUGGGGGUCGCCUCCUCCAUCUUUGUGCUGGUCUCGCUUGUUGCCAUGACACUCAACACUGUGGAGGAGAUGCAGUACAAGACAGCUUCAGGCCAGCCCAGCGGCAGAUUCUACGGUGAGUACGUGGAGACGUUCUGCAUCACCUUCUUCACCCUGGAGUACCUGCUGCGCCUGGUGUCCACCCCUGACCUCAGGUGUUUUGGACGCAGCGUGCUGAACACCGUCGACCUGAUUGCCAUCCUGCCACACUACCUGCAGAUAGUCCUGGAGUACUUCGAAGACGAGGACAUCCACCUGCACUCGGGGGACAUUGAGACUGUGGCACGUGUAGGAAAGGUGGGUCAGGUUCUCAGGAUCAUGCGUCUGAUGCGAAUCUUCAGGAUCUUAAAGCUGGCUCGACACUCGACGGGCCUCAGAGCCUUUGGCUUCACACUGAGACAGUGCUACCAGCAGGUGGGAUGUUUACUGCUCUUCAUCGGUAUGGGAAUUUUCAUGUUCUCAGCCAUGGUGUACACCGUGGAGCACGACGUUUACAACACAAACUUCACCUCCAUGCCGCACGCGUGGUGGUGGGCCGCGGUGAGUAUUUCCACUGUGGGGUACGGUGACAUGUUCCCUGAGACCAACCUGGGCCGAAUCUUUGCCUUUGCCUGCAUCUCAUUUGGCAUAAUCCUCAACGGCAUGCCCAUCUCCGUCCUUUACAACAAGUUCUCCGACUACUACUCCAAGCUCAAGUCCCACGAGUACACCGCUGUAACCAAGGCCCGGGGGAAGGUGCAGUUUGCCAGGAGGGCGGCUAAGAAGUUGGCCGAGUGCUGUGAAGAUGUCGUUCAGCCGGGAACAUCCCACCUUCAGUGAGCCAGGCUGUAGUUUUCCAAGUCUACGGUAAAAUAUGUGUGAAGGAUGUAAUCAGGAUGGCAUGUAGACGGAGGGUUGGAACUGGAAAUGAACCUGUGACAUUCUAUACAGGUGAUUAUACCAUUCAGAACCUGGGCAGUCUAUUUCUGACACAGCAGAAAUAGACUGCCCAGGUCAUGUCAGGUUUGAACCCGUAACCCGCUGAGAAAUCUCCAACAGUCUGGGUCUCGGCUAACACACUUUUGAGUUCAGAAUUUCUCUCCAAGGUUUCCUGAAGGAACAGUAAAAGUGGAAACAGACAACUUUUCCCCUCUGACAUUUCAUGAUGUUUGUAUUGUCGAUGCUGACGUUACAAAGGCAACAGCAUCCCUUUCUGUUUUCCUCAAUUAGCAGCUACAACAACACAGGACAAACGUUUGAGUUUAUUCAUCCAUUAGUCUAAGAUGGAGAAAUUGGACGGACAUUGUACCAGGCCUGGCUGGAUCUCAAGGCAGACUUCAUUUUCCAUUCAAAUUCAACCCAUAGUGCAUGUGUGCUAGUGACUUCUGUUGGCAGAGCUGCUAACUUCCACUUUAGCCCCGUAUUCACUUUAAUUCAGCUCUUCUAGACUGUCAAAGUGUUAUCGGCCCAAAUGGAUCAAAUUUUGAUAGCAAAACAAGUUAUUUUGUGGAGGUUUAAAAAAAAAAGAACACAUGUAAGCUUAUGGGAAGUCUUUUUGGAUCGUGUUGUAAUUACGUGGUUUGGCUGCCGUUCCCUCUGACUCCUUUGGAGUGGAUUGAAAAACUAAAUAAAAAUGUCGGUCACUACAUACAUCUUUGCUAAAGCUGUCCCUACUGCCUUCAUUGACCUCUGCUCUUCCUCCAUCCACACUCUAUACAUAAGUCUCUAAAGCUCCUAAGUAAUCCUGGAUUCACUUGGACAGAAAUAAAUCAAAAGUUAACAUCUGGACAAUGGAUAUUAGACCUGUUCUUCUGGCCCAUACAUUUCUCUCUCUCUAAUAAUAAACCUUUUUCUUGUCAUCAUAAAGCUGUGCAGCUUUCAUUGAGUGUGUGUGUAAACAGAGGUACACAGUCCUCACUCCUGAA